Colletes gigas is the source of this 3248-nucleotide messenger RNA. RefSeq lists its product as uncharacterized. The record is from RefSeq and is a predicted model, not a curated record. The coding region runs from base 125 to 2980 and encodes 951 amino acids. The transcript is spliced from 4 exons. NCBI's taxonomy places the organism in Eukaryota, Metazoa, Arthropoda, Insecta, Hymenoptera, Colletidae.
GUCUCCACCAAGCCUCAGGAUCAAAAAAUUUCACGUCGUCCGUCGUAAAACCAAACGCGAUAUAGCUAUCGAUGCGAAACAGUUUUUAGAAAGCCGGUUGUCGUCGCAGAUUUAGAAACGCGCGAUGGGAAACGCCAAAUCGAAAAGCAAGAGAGGCUCACGGAUGAAAGUGUAUGGGAAAAUUGGACGCGACGGCCAGUAUAAGACCCCGUCGUUGUCGAACGAUGAUGAAUACGAGGAUAUGGAGAUGUUGUUGCUGAAGAGGGCGAUCGAAAGGAACCCGGAAAUCUUCGUGCUGAACAAUCUCAUGAUGUGCGUUCCGUUCUUCCGGAAUUACGAAAAGGAAAUUGUGCACGUGAAGAAGUCGUUGGUGUCGGCGCGCGAGGCCCAACUGAACAAGCAUUUGUCACCGCAGAAGCACGUUUUGUUGCCGGACGUUCUUCAGGAGCAUGUCGCCCAAACUAUCGGUUUUACUUCGUCGAGACAAACUUUUCGCACAACUAUCGAGCCUCUUCAACCGGUGCGAAUCUACACGGUCCACGAUAACAUCGAAAUAACGGAGCAGCAAUCGCUGUACUAUAGUAUCCUAAACGAUUCGACGUCGUACAAUAUAUUGUUGAAACCCACCGAACACCAAGGAUAUGUUCAGCUUCAACUUCAGGAAACCCCGAAUGACACGUCCAAAGACGAUGGGAUGGAUCUGUCGUCGAUAGCAGAGAACGACGACGAAAUUAACAGUGACGAAGACAGCAUUUACGGGCCGAAGGUACGCCUGAACAUGCUCCCGUUUCGUGGACACAAACAUGGAGAAAUGAGAUGUCGCAUGCAGGCGCACUCGAGAUCCCUGCCGAAUCUGCACGACGAGAUCGAGGCCAUAGCGAACCGGAAAGCUUUUUCGCGCUCUACUCGUAACGUACACACUGACGUCGAUUCCGAAAACGCAAUGUCGAUAGUGAACCAAAAACAUCGAAUGAAAAGGGCCCGGUUUAAGAUCGAGACCCCGAAAGGUGACCGAGAGAAACAACAAGUCGAGAAACAAACGCCGCGAACGAAAGCUCAGGGGUCCGCCAGUCUAAGUCUCACCAGCAGCAUCAGUUCCGGGUAUCGGUCCGACAAUUACACGAUGGACAGCGACAGCAGCUACAGUCGAAAUCAGAGUGUCAAGGCUGAGAAAGUUUCGAACGACGAGGAGUCGUAUGAGCAUUACAUAAUGUCCGCGCAGCUUCCGAGACAUUGCUUCAAGCGAGUGACUUACACGGCGGACGGCCGUGUGUACGAUCCGCGAGAAGAGAAGAAACAGCUGUUGAACAGCAAACAACGUAGGAUCAAGUUGGCUCUGAGACGGCACAAUUACGAUUUGUUUUACGUGAGCAGUACCGUGUUCAUGCAGCAUUUCAUAAAUGUUUUCGUGGCACGGUUGGCCAAGUGUUUCGGCUUCGAUAAGGAAUGCCUGGAGGACGCGAGACGCGAGGGAUGCAUCGUUUACUGCGACAGAAUCCUGAUCUCGAACGCGUUCAAGCACAGUCGCAUAGAACAGUACGAGAUCAUACCGUCGGUUUGGCUGCAGUGGCCCAACUGUGCCCAAGAAUGGCUGGACAGGCCGCGCAGCACGUGGCCGGAAUACUCCGACGUCGAGAAGAUCAAGAAGUACGGAUGCUACGUGGUGCCGGAGGGUUUCGUGCCGAAAAGAGGAAGCAGCAAUCUCAUCGAGGACCUCGAAUGGCAACUGACGUUUCCCGCCGGGGAACGAUAUCUCGAAACCUGCAUGACACAAUCCCAAGUACAAGUGUACUUCAUCGCUCUUAUGCUUCACAAAUCGUUCAUGAGACCCAUAUUCGAUACCAUGUUCGGUCUGACCACCGCCCACAUCAGGCACAAAUUGUUCUGGAUGAUCGAGGAGAACGAUAGGCCGUCCAAGUGGCCCGACAACAGAACGGGCGAAUGUUUGUUGUCGUUAUUGGACUCGUUGUAUCACGGCGUCAGCCAAAACGAUCCUAUACUCAGGGAUUACUUCAUCAGAGAUAGGAAUCUUUUUCAGCGAGUGCCAAGCGAACAUCUGUUGCACACGCAAAAACAACUGAAGCGUAUUCUCGAAAAUCCGGUGAUGUACGUGUUCCACGCGAUGGAGAACAUUCGAUACAGCGACAAUUUCUUCCCGCGUUUGGACUACGAAGGGCUGCUGAGAAUAUUGACAACGGACUCGCUGUCGUUGAUCAAUCCGGCAUUGAGUCGAUACGUCUCGAAACCAAUGCCACAACCGAGCAAGGAACGAGCCCAGGAGGAAAACAAAUACGACAACACAGGAUUCUGGGACCACCUUAAAAAUCAACGACAAACGCAUCCCGUACGAACGGUUACCAAUAAAACGCUUAUUAAUACUCGCAAAGCCACGGAUUCUAUAAUUGAAAUUUCGACACGCUGUGCCGAGCUAGAGGGUCCAAGGUUAUACAUACUGCUUGACUUCUUCAUACGGCAUUUCAUUAAAAUAGCCGAACGGUGUAAUCAGUACGGUGAUGUUCGAUUGAAGGACGUUUACCUCCAUCAAGCCGAGCGGCUGUCCACUCUUCUCUUCGAGAUCAAGAGAUACAAAUCUGACGCCAGAGCUUAUUUCGAUAAGAUCAAAGUCAUUAGGAAAAGGAGUACCACCAUGAAUAACGAUCCGCCCGAAACGCCCAGGAGAAACCAGGAAAUGGCCAUAUUUGUGUCGCCGCUUAGGAAUCGUUUCAUGGAGGAAAUUGCGGAAGAAACGUCGAAUUCGCCGAAUACGAAGACCGAGGAGUCGCAAGUCGUAGAGGCAACAGUUCACGAAACGCCUCAGAAAACGGACAAACAGCCCCCAAAAACUACGAAAAACAAGAUUCCACAGGCUUCGAAAACGAAGAAAAGUUCAAAUUUGAAAUCAAAAACAGCAAACCCUCCAAAAGUCGUGUUGUUCGAGCCGGCACCCGAAAAAUUGCCGGACAAUUCCACGUACAUUUGAAAUCGUGCUACAAAACGUAAAUUUCAAGAAACGUUUGAGAAGCAACGAAUCCAUUGGAAACAUUUACCAUUUAGUUCUAUUGUUCUAUAUUGCCCGAUGAUCCGCUAAUAAAUUUCAAGCGUUAGGAAUACUAACCUAGUACUUUAUUAGUAUUUAACAUUAUUUAUACUCGAAAAAGACUGAACGCGUUCCUUAUUUCGAGACCUAGUAAAACGUAUGAAUUCUAGAUAAAUCGUUUGAACAAUGUUCUUGACAUUCAUGUGUUGGC